Messenger RNA from Adineta ricciae, 1797 nucleotides. NCBI's taxonomy places the organism in Eukaryota, Metazoa, Rotifera, Eurotatoria, Adinetida, Adinetidae. The record is from the annotation of a GenBank genome assembly.
AUGGAUUCAACACAAUCACCUUUAGUUGUUUUUGGACCUGAUCAUAUUGAUACCAGUCGUGCUGAAUUGUUGGUACAAUGUUUAAAUGAAAAAAUUAAAGAAAAACGAUUCAAACUGCAAAAACUAGUGAAAGCUAACGAAGAAAAGAAAAAACGAAAUGAAGCCAUAAAAACAGAAGUGAUACAAUUAACAGCGAAGUUGACACAUAUUGAACAGGAAAAUGCUGCUCGUGAACAACAACUUCUAUCUGAACAAAGUCGAAUCAAAGAAUUACAAAUGAACAUCCAAAUGUUAGAUGAACACAACAACUCAAUCAGACGAGAUUACUCCAACGAAGAACACAAAUAUGAACAGGAGAAAUCGACAUUGAUCAAGAAAUUCGAACGUACUAAACAACAAUGGAUUGAAGUUUUCAAACCACAAUAUGAACAAUCGAAAGUUUAUCAAUAUUUGAAACAAAGUGAUACGGCUUAUAAUUGUUUAGUUGAACGUAAAGAAGCACUGUUGGAUGCACACAAAAAUGCUUACAAAGUUUAUUGUUCGCGUCGUCAAGAAUUUUGUUCGCAAGAAAAACUUAGCGAAUCGAUUGUAUCGGUUGCGAAAUCUUAUAUUUCUCGACGAGAUCAAUUGAAUAAUAUCAAUGAAAUGAAGAAGAAAUUACUUGAAUUACAAAAUAAAGAUAAGCAAUUGAUGGAAAGUAAAAUGGAUAAAAUGAAAGCGUGGGAAAGUGUUUAUACUCAACCCAUGAAACGCGAUUUGAUGGAUUUUUGUUUACAAACGAAUAUCGAUCAAGUUUUCACACUUUCGCUCAAUCAAAUUCAACAGGAUAUAUGGUCACAACCAAUGACACCAACAGACUUAACUCCACAAAACGAACAAGUCGAAUUGAUUCCACAAGAACGAAUCAAUUCAAAACCGUCGGUCACAUUUCAACGAUCACCAUCAGCAGUUGAACCAAUGGUCAUUGAAUCGAUUCGAUCUGUUCCGCCUUCCAUUCUCCAUCUGACAACAGCCAUCGAUGACGAUGAUGAUGAAUUAUUUUCAGCAUCUCGUCGAAAAGCACCGCCUACAACUCAAUUAGAACAAAUGAGUCUUCACGAUGAUCCACCAAGCACACAAGCAUUCGUCGUACCAACAACGACAGAUACGCAUAUGAAUCAUUGCCAAGUUACAACUGUUUCAGCGUCGAUGAAGCCACCUGAAUCAUUACCAAUACCAUCCAUGGAUGCUGCUACCGUCGAUAAAUCACAUUCAUCUAUAACAUUUACCAGCAAUCCAAAUCGAACGAUCACAUCAGCUAUUCAGCCACAAGUGACGAGUAAUGACGUUCAACAGAUGUUAUUAACAUUUUCAUCAGAUCCAUCGCCAAAUCAGGACGAAGCAAGUCAGCCAAUGGAAGAUGGACCACAACAACUGCAGCAACGACCGACAUUUUCUAUGGCUUCAUCUAUCGAAUCAACUGCAAGCACCGACGAAGGAUACACUGGUUUCAAUUACAAUUUCGGCUUCAAUAAUAAUACAACAAGUGAUGCACCGGCCAGUGGUACAGAGUUUACAUCACCGAUUGGCUUUGGUAACUGGACGCAUCUCGGUUCACCAUUGAUACCUGGUUCAAAUGAGCAGUUCUCAGCAUUUUUACAACAAGCAAGCAAUGCAGACGAUAAUCCUAGUGCAUCAUUCUCAUUUCCUUCAUUCAAUUAUGAUGAUUUGGGAAAUACUGGAACGACAACUAAUGCAACAUUUAGUUCAUUCUUUUUUGGAAACGGUGCAAGCUCAGUAGACAAAGAAUCUGAAUAA